Molecule: messenger RNA, 1039 nt
Organism: Sorghum bicolor (sorghum)
Lineage: Eukaryota; Viridiplantae; Streptophyta; Magnoliopsida; Poales; Poaceae
Product: 60S ribosomal protein L17
Exons: 6
Coding region: 182-718 (178 amino acids)
Biological process (GO): cytoplasmic translation
Cellular component (GO): cytosolic large ribosomal subunit; ribosome
Molecular function (GO): structural constituent of ribosome
Source: RefSeq, a predicted model, not a curated record
UCGGCCCGCUGUGCUCCGGCCUGCUAGCUGCCUGGCCGGUAUCAGCUUAGGGUUCCUCCCUUCCCGUAUAAAAGCCUUCCUCCGCGCCGCCACGCCGUUCUCUCUUCUCUGGCCAUUCCUCGUCUCGCUCGCUCGUCGCCGCCGCCGCCGCCUUCUUCGGGUUCGCUCGCCAGCGGCAGCCAUGGUGAAGUACUCGAGGGAACCGUCCAAUCCCACCAAAUCCGCUAAGGCUAUGGGUCGGGACCUGCGUGUGCACUUUAAGAACACACGUGAGACCGCUUUUGCCAUCAGGAAGCUGCAGUUGAGCAAGGCUAAAAGGUAUCUUGAGGAUGUGAUUGCCCACAAGCAAGCCAUUCCCUUCCGAAGGUACUGUGGCGGUGUUGGACGUACAGCACAAGCUAAGUCCCGCCACUCGAAUGGUCAGGGACGUUGGCCUGCCAAGUCUGCUAAAUUCAUUUUGGAUCUUCUCAAGAAUGCAGAGAGCAAUGCUGAAGUUAAGGGAUUGGAUGUCGAUACGCUGUAUGUGUCGCAUAUUCAGGUGAACCAAGCUCAGAAGCAGCGGCGCCGGACUUACCGUGCUCAUGGGCGCAUCAACCGUGAGUUCAAAUUAUAUUUUCAUUGGUUUUUGUAUCACUCGAUUAUAGUAUUGGAGUGUUCUCAUGUCCUCCUUGAUAACAUCCCACAGCUUACAUGUCUUCCCCAUGCCACAUUGAGCUGAUGCUUUCAGAGAAGGAAGAGCCAGUGAAGAAAGAGGCUGAGACCCAAAUUGCACCCAGGAAGGCCUAGAAGAUAUGAAGCCUUGUUUAGUAUCAGUUAGAGUGAACCGAUCGCCUGUAUCUCGUUUUUUCUGUACUGUUGAUGCAUACUUCAUCGAUACCCAGAAUGGAACAUUUAUUUCUGCAGUUGUGACCACAUCCCCAGAAUGAGAAUGUUGCCUCAGUAGAUUUCCUCAUUUAUAAUCCAACUAAACUACCUCGGUGCUGGAUUUUGUACAAUCGUUAUCUCCUUGACUAAGAGCGAUCAUUAGGUCAGCACAUCA